Messenger RNA from Closterium sp. NIES-65, 1653 nucleotides. The record is from the annotation of a GenBank genome assembly. NCBI's taxonomy places the organism in Eukaryota, Viridiplantae, Streptophyta, Zygnematophyceae, Desmidiales, Closteriaceae.
AUGGAGGUAGUUGGAGUUGGGGUUGACAGAAUGACGAGUGAGGAUGAGGCUGCACUUAUCUCUCAUACCCCCCUUCCCACCACUGCAUGCAGCCCCACCCCGCCCCCGACAGCUCAGCUGAGAGGGCUGGAGGGUCACCCUCCCUCCCUUACAGACCUGGAGGCGCUGGAGCCCUCAUCGGGCUUGGGGGCGGCUGUAUCUGACUUGCUGGCAAUACAGAACACUAGCAUACCCCUCCCUACUCCCACCCCCCCGGCCCCAGUGGUACACGCCCACGAAGCCCCCCUCAUGGACCUCCCUCUUGCAGCCCCCAUCCUGCAGGAACCGUUUCACCCUUCUCCGAUGGAGACCGAUCUGAUCUUCAAACCGUGCGCCUCUGACGCAAAUGUAGGUGCACCACUCCUGCCUGCCUCUCCCCACCCAUCCCCAUCACCAGCCCUACCUAUCACCACGUCAGAUAGUUCCGAGGGCACGGCCAUGGCCGACCCCACCGACACAGCGAUGUCACCAGACGAGGCCGUGAGGGUUCGUGGUGGGUAUCUAGACAUCCUCUGCGCCAUCUUAGCGCGGGUCUCCCAGGACCCAGAGGCACCAGGCCCUGGCACCGACGCUCCUACUGGCUUUGGCGACACCGCCAGAGUGUUCAAACACGGCCGCCAUUGCAGCGCGCAUCAUCCGUUUUGGACGAGCCUGCUCGCCGUGUACCAGCUUUGGCUACGAGGCUACUGCGCCCCGGCAGCUCGGUCGCUAUUGGCAUCGUCCACCCUGGUCGCUCUCGCGAAACCGAACCUGGAUGUGCGUCCUAUCGCGAUAGGUGAGGUUUUGAUUCGCAUCCUUUCUCGCGCAGUAUGCUUGCAGCUACGGGACCAGAUGGCUAGAGUUUUCCUCACGUCACAGCAGUUUGGGGUGGGCGUUACCUGUGGGACAGAGGUCGUGGUUAGAGGCAUUCGUCGCGCCCUGGAUGACCACCCUGAGUGGGUGGUUCUUCAGCUGGACGUGGCAAACGCCUUUAACUCGUUUCAUCGAGACGCCAUGUUCCAGGCCCUCUACACUAGUGUUGAGUUCCGCUUUCUUAUUCCUUUCAUUCGCCUUUUCUACGGGACACCCUCCGAUCUCCUCUACCGAGCGAAUGGAGGGGUGACCACCAUUCACUCGGAGCGUGGGACCCGUCAGGGCGACCCGCUCAGCCCUUUCCUGUAUGCCCUCACACAGCGCGUGGCUCUACAGCCAGUUCUAGCUGAGGGCGAUGUCCAGCUAUGGUCAUACGCAGAUGACACUUACGUGAUGGGCCCUCCUUCCACGGUGCUACACCACUUCGCAAUGAUUGUGAGGCACUUGCGCGAGCUGGGCCUUGCGGUCCAGCCACACAAGUGUCUCGUCUACGGCAGGGAUUUUGUGACUUCCAGGGAGGUGGAGGCCUUCACGAGUCUGGGGAUUGAGGUCGCUCGCAGAGGACUCACCGUCAUGGGAGUGCCGGUGGGCUCUGACGCUUUUAUGGAGAGGAGCCUACCUGAACGUCUGGAGAGGAUGGAGCGCGUGUUGCCGUGGCUUCCGAGACUGCGCCAGCCCCAGACAGCGGCCCGUCUACUUUCGGCAUGCGUCAGCACGCGACCGCAGUAUCUGGCGAGGACAGUCCCUCCGACCCCGGCUUGA